Molecule: messenger RNA, 642 nt
Organism: Oncorhynchus gorbuscha (pink salmon)
Lineage: Eukaryota; Metazoa; Chordata; Actinopteri; Salmoniformes; Salmonidae
Product: extensin-like
Exons: 2
Coding region: 1-642 (213 amino acids)
Source: RefSeq, a predicted model, not a curated record
AUGCCCUACCAUUUCACCUCCCCUCACCCCUACACCCAGUCCCCUCACACCUACACCCAGUCCCCUCACCCCUACACCCAGUCCCCUCACCCCUAUACCCAGUCCCCUCAACCCUACACCCAGUCCCCUCACCCCUACACCCAGUCCCCUCACCCCUACACCCAGUCCCCUCACCCCUACACCCAGUCCCCUCACCCCUAUACCCAGUCCCCUCAACCCUACACCCAGUCCCCUCAACCCUAUACCCAGUCCCCUCACCCCUAUACCCAGUCCCCUCAACCCUACACCCAGUCCCCUCAACCCUACACCCAGUCCCCUCACACCUACACCCAGUCCCCUCACCCCUAUACCCAGUCCCCUCAACCCUACACCCAGUCCCCUCAACCCUACACCCAGUCCCCUCACACCUACACCCAGUCCCCUCAACCCUACACCCAGUCCCCUCACCCCUACACCCAGUCCCCUCACCCCUACACCCAGUCCCCUCACCCCUACACCCAGUCCCCUCACCCCUACACCCAGUCCCCUCACCCCUACACCCAGUCCCCUCACCCCUACACCCAGUCCCCUCACCCCUACACCCAGUCCCCUCACCCCUACACCCAGUCCCCUCACCCCUACACCCAGUUCCCUACCACUUGA